Molecule: messenger RNA, 1454 nt
Organism: Paramecium sonneborni
Lineage: Eukaryota; Ciliophora; Oligohymenophorea; Peniculida; Parameciidae
Source: the annotation of a GenBank genome assembly
AUGUAAGUGUUAAGAUUUGAUUAGUUAGUUAACAGAAGUCCUUAAAUAGAAGAGCUUUGUAAAUGUAUGAUUUGUUUGGAAAUAUUCAUUGAUCCAAUGUGCUGUGAAAGUUGUGAAAAUCAUUUUUGUUAAACAUGUUUAACAACUUGGAGUUAGAACUAAUCUGCACGAAGUUGUCCUGUAUGUAAUAAGCUAAAAGAAAAGUAAGGGUAGCGUAUUUUAAAAAAUAUGCUUAAUGAUCUUGAUGUCUAUUGUUGUUAUAAAUAAAAUGGAUGCUUAGGAAUUUUGAAAUAUUCAGAGUACUUCUUUCAUAUUAAAUCUUGUCAGUUUAAAUAAAUGAAAUGUGAAUAUGAAGGAUGCAAUAUGGAUAUUCUUUUAAAAGAUAAGAAUCAACAUGAUAAUAUAUGUCCUUUUAAACUUUUAUAAUGCAAAUGGUGUUCAUAAGAGAUAUUAAGAAAAAAACUAGAACAUCACGAAUAAGAUGAAUGUUUAGAAAGAAAAGUUCAAUGUUCAAAGUGUUCAUCCGAAGUUCCCAUUUUGUUAAUGUAAAAUCAUAUAGAUUCCUGUCCUGAAAAUAUUGUAUCAAAUUUAUUAAAUAUUUUUUUUAGUAAUAAUGCUAAUUAUGUUUAUCUAAUGUCAAAUUAAAAGAUGUAGAAAAACAUGAUAAAAAUGAUUGCUUAGAAGUUUUUGUCAAAUGUUCUGGUUGUUAGCAACAACUUAAAAGAAUUUCUAUGAUACAACAUAGAUAAUCAUGUUAAUUUGUUGAAAUUGAAUGUGAAAAUUGCCAAUAAUUGAUUUAAAGGAAAGAUUUAAAGGAUCAUACUAUUGCUAAGUGUUUCAAGACUCUAAAAUAAAUUAUCUCAGAUUAAUAAAGGUAAAUAAAGGGAUUAUAUACAUUUUGUGAAGAAUUAUCAUAAUAAGUUAGUUUAAUGUCUCAAAUGCAAUAAUAGAUUAAAUUUUCCAAAUAUUUUAAGAAUAAAGAUAUUGAUGUUAUAAAUGAUGGAAAAAUUGCUUUGAUAAAUAUAAAUUAAAAUGAUAACAAAAAAAUUGAUAGAUUUGUUGCUAUUAAGAAUUCAAAAAAUAAACCUAUUGAAAUAGAAUUUCUCCACAUUUCUGAUUUAAAUGUGUGUAUUGGUAUUACACAAAGACAAAAUAUAUUUAAUCCAAAAGAUUAUUAAAAAUUAAAUCAUUAAUCUUAUUUAUUUUGUGCAAAUGGCAUUGUAUAUAUAAAUGAAAAUAAAGAUGAGAAUGGGAAAAAAAAAAAUUUUGGUUUCGUUAUUGGCCAAAAAUUAGAAUUGCUUUACAAUGAUAAAUUCGUUAGCAUAAAAAAUUGCAUAACUUAGUAAUAUCUUAAAUAUAAUAUUUCUUAUGAUAAUAUUGAUAAAGAUGACAUAGAACUCUAUCCAGUGCUUUGUUUAAGAAAUAAUAAUGAUAAAGUUCGUAUUUUAAAUUGA